UCUAUCCGUCACAUAUAUUAUAAUAGAUCCGUCACGUAAUUUCUGUCACAAGAAAUCCAAAAAAAUGUUUCAAACCGAUAAAAUUGAAAUAUGAAUCGUGAACUAAAAUGGAUUUAGGAGAAGCUAUAACUAUUACUAAAAUAAAUACACCAUCUGGACCGAUUUACUUAAUGAUUGGAUGGCAAACAAAAUCUUUUGAGACUUAUAUUUACCAUGAAGAAAAUGUUUGGAAAGGAAGGUUUUCAUCCAACCGCCUAACGGGUUUCAGUAGAAAUUUACAGUUAACUGAAUCAGAUUAUUUUGCUAAGCUCAAGCAAUGCCUGUCAUCUCAGAAACAAGAUUACAUUUAUGAGUUGAAAAGUGGUUUCUUUUACUGGAAACGAAUUUUAAAAAACUCAAUUAUCAUUGAAGGUUUCUUGCCUGUUGAACUCGAGCUAUCCCCUAGUAUUUCUCGGUCUGAUCUAAUUGAAGUUUUACUUGCAUUAAACAGGCAUUUAAGUGAAAAAUUAAGUACCUAUAAAUUAAAACUCAAAAAUAUUAAAACUGAAUAUUCAAAGUGCUUGAAAGAUACACAAGAGUUUUUACAUUUGAAAAACGGUAUGGAAAAGGCAUUAUGUAAUAAAUUUUUAAACUUACUUAAUAUGAAGAAAAAUGAAAUUAUUUUGGAUGAAUAUAAAAUUCAUAAAAAAUAAAAAUGAAAAAUAGAUUCCAAUGAAUUGAAAACAUCCUCCUUUUUCUUUUGUGAAGUCGGUUAAAAAAGGGACUUCCUUCCGACUCUGUGAUGUUUGCCGAUGCUUUUUUUAUUUAUUUUACGGCCCUGGAUAUCACUUGCCGAUGCUUGCUGUAAUAUUAUCAAAGAGUAAGUACCUAUGUAAUCAUACGUUUUUGACAACC
Messenger RNA from Maniola jurtina (meadow brown), 894 nucleotides. RefSeq lists its product as uncharacterized. Gene Ontology annotation, molecular function: DNA binding. Gene Ontology annotation, biological process: positive regulation of ligase activity; double-strand break repair via nonhomologous end joining; DNA recombination. The transcript has a single exon. Gene Ontology annotation, cellular component: DNA-dependent protein kinase-DNA ligase 4 complex; DNA ligase IV complex; nucleus. The coding region runs from base 108 to 692 and encodes 194 amino acids. The record is from RefSeq and is a predicted model, not a curated record. Lineage: Eukaryota; Metazoa; Arthropoda; Insecta; Lepidoptera; Nymphalidae.